Durio zibethinus is the source of this 6723-nucleotide messenger RNA. Lineage: Eukaryota; Viridiplantae; Streptophyta; Magnoliopsida; Malvales; Malvaceae. The record is from RefSeq and is a predicted model, not a curated record.
AUGGACACCAAUGAACGCCUAGUUUGUUCUUCAUCAGUAUUAGCACCCUGUGGGACACCUAAUGAGGUUUUGGGACAUAUUGAGAUAGAGGUAGUUGAUUUCUUCGAGAGUGUGAUCAAUGGCUGUAAUCCCUCAACGGUGAUAUUAGCAGAGACUAUCAGAUCCUUGAGUUAUUGUCGUCGGAAUGGAGGGCGCUUCAUAGGAUGCAUACAGUUAUUGGCCAAAGGGAUAACCAUUGUCGAGCUGACUGAGGAAAACACAAGACUGAAGCAAGAGUAUGCCGAAUUAGAAGAAGAAAGUACUGAAGCACAGGCAGAAAUUAACAUGCUAAACAGUUAUUUGAGCGGGCUAAGUCAAAGGUUGGAUGAACAAGGAGACCACAUUGCUGCAUUGCAUAAGUUCAAGGUACCAAAAUUUGAAAAAUAUGAUGGUACAAAGUGCCCCAAAACCCAUAUCACCAUGUAUUGCAGGAAGAUGGCAGCUCAUGCACAGGAUGAGAAACUCUUGAUGCAUGUUUUUCAAGACAGUCUUACUGGUUCUGCGGCCAGAUGGUAUGUUCAACUGGACAGGACUCGCAUUCGCUCUUGGAGCGAUAUGGCGCAUGACUUUAUCAGUCAAUACCGACAUAUCAUCGAUUUGGCUCCAGAUCGUUUGUCUUUACAGAAUCUGGAGAAAAAGACAAACGAAUCUUUUAAAGAGUAUGCCCAGAGGUGGAGAGAUAUUGCUUCUCAGGUACAGCCUCCUCUGACCGAGAAAGAAACUACAGUGCUAUUUGUUAGCACUUUAAAACCUCCCUAUUAUGAAAAGAUGAUAGGGAAUGCAACAAAGAAUUUUGCCGAUAUGGUAAUUUCAGGAGAAAUCAUUGAAAGUGCCAUCAAGAAUGGCAAGCUAGAAGGGAAUGAAGCAUCUAGCAAAAGAAUCCCAAAGAAAAAAGAAACUGAAGCUCAGGCUGUGAGCUUUGAUAGACAGCAACUUAGGGGUUAUUCGCCCUACCCCCCACCAGAAUAUCUGCCCUAUCACCCCACUGUAAAUAACACUUCUUUUCACCCAUACCAACCACCAUACCCCCAAACCUAUCAAACCUCUCAUAGACCCCAAAACACCAUGUACAGUUCUAACAUUCAACCCACCCCAAAACCACAAAUUCGCCCAACUAACCCUGCUGGUGGCUCGCGGGAGCAACGAACCACUCGCGAAAGACCUAUUUUUGACCCUAUUCCCAUGACCUAUACGGAAUUAUACAAGGAGCUCUACAACAAUCAUUUGAUUGCUCCAAGUAAAUUGGAACCCCUCAAGCCACCUUACCCUAAGUGGUAUGAUCCCACUGCCCACUGUGACUACCAUUAUGGGGAUGGAAUGAUUUGCUUUGAUACUGGAGGGAUGACUGCACCAAAUGUUAGUGGCAAUCCUUUGCCAAAUCAUAAUGUGAAUGCUAUAGGUGAAGAGCAUGAGCGCCAUGUGAAGAAAGAAGUGGUAGAUAUUAAGACACCUCUCGAUCAGUUGUUUGAUGUCUUACGAAAGGCAGACAUGAUGCAACUGGUAAGUCCACACAGCUAUCAUGGAGCAUAUAUAGCUGGUACUAGUUGUAAGUAUCAUAGUGGGGCAAGAGGCCACUCCAUUGAGACCUGUAAACAAUUUCACCGAGAGGUGCAAAAACUCCUGAAUUCACAUCAGAUAGAGGUCUACGAAGAAAAAGAAAGCUUGAAGAAUGCUGAGGUGUGCAUGAAUGAUAGGCCUGAAAAGCUGUUUCCCAAACCAGUGACAAUUCGGUGUGGAAACAAACCAAAAUCAGUCAUAGACAAGCUCCUCCCUAGGCCGGUAACUUUUAAAGUCCCAACUCCUUUCCCAUACAAAGAUGAUAAAGCUGUACCCUGGAGAUAUGGAUGUGACGCUGUAGUGCAGGGGCAAAAAGAAGAGGUCUCCAAAGCCGAUGCUUCUAACAUUACUGGUGUAGGAGGCAUUACUCGAAGUGGGAGAUGUUACACCCCAGAAAUGCUAGAGAAGGCUAGAAGAGAGAAGGCUAAAGAAGGAGAAAGACGAAAUAAUCCAGAGAUAGAGCCUGAAGAAGAUCAGCCAAAGCCAGUAUCAGAAAGGGAGGUUUGUGAAUUCCUGAAGCUGGUAAAACAUAGUGAAUAUUCAGUUGUGGAACAGUUGAAUAAAAUGCCAGCUCGAAUCUCAUUGUUAUCACUGUUGCUGAAUUCAGAGCCACAUCGAAAUGCCUUGCUGAAAGUGUUGAAUCAGGCAUACGUGGCACAUAACGUGUCUGUCGAAUAUGUGAAUCACUUGGCUGGAAACUUAGUCAUGCCAAAUCACAUUUCAUUCAGUGAUGAUGAGAUUUCUUUGGAGGGAAAGAGAAAUGCUAAGGCCUUGCAUAUCACAGUAAAGUGCCAGAGCCAUAUCAUAGCUAAAGUCCUUAUCGAUAAUGGUUCUGCCAUCAAUGUCAUGCCUAUGUCAACUUUGGCAAGGCUACCCAUCGAUUAUUCUCAUAUGCGAGAUAGUCAGAUGAUUGUGAGAGCCUUUGAUGGAACCAGAAAAGAAGUCCUGGGGGAUAUUGAGAUGCCCUUACAAAUUGGGCCGUGCACCUUCAAUAUAACAUUUCAAGUGAUGGAUAUCUCUCCAUCCUACAGCUGUCUGUUAGGAAGGCCAUGGAUUCACAUGGCAGGAGCUGUACCCUCUACUUUGCAUCAAAAGAUCAAAUUCAAUGUGAAAGGUCAAUUAGUAGUGGUAGUUGGGGAGGAAGACAUGCUAGUGACCCAACCAUUGAACACUCCAUAUGUAGAGGCUGCCGAAGAAGCAUUGGAGUGCUCCUAUCGAUCUUUUGAAUUGGUCAAUACUGUAGGUGAAGGAUUUCAAAGUCAGCCUUUUUCAAAGAUAGUGGUGAGCCAAGUCAUCAACAAAGGCUGGUGUCCAGGACUUGGGCUAGGCAAAAAUUUGCAGGGAAUUAAAGAACCUCCGACAAUAGCGGACAAUAGCGACAGGGCAGGCUUAGGAUACGAGAUGGCAGAGUGGGAAGUCAAAAGAAGGCCAUCAAGAAAGACAGCAAGACUGAUGUUUAUCCCACAAUUGUACGAAACCUUCAGACCUGGAGGAUUUAUGAACCCAGAUGCAAAGAAAAGUGUGGAAGAGGACUUUGCCCAGUUAGCCAUUAAUGCUGUUGAAGAUGAAGUGGGGCUCAACAAAGAAGAAUGGGUUCGCCUUUGUCCACAAGACUAUGAGCUGAACAAUUGGAGUGCCAUUGAAAUGCCUCUGACUUUUGAUUUUGAUUCAAUGUCUUUAAAUGAACAAGAAGAUAAUCAUGAUAACCAUCAAGAGGUUAACUUUGAGAAUUCAAUUAAUACUGAUGAACUUGACAAUGAAGAGAAUUUUGAAGAAUAUGUUAUGUCUCCGGACCUAAUGAGGAUCAUUGAACAAGAGAAUAAGCCAAUUGAGCCUUAUCAGGAGGUAGUGGACUUAGUGAAUCUGGGAGAUGAAGAAAAUAAGAAAGAGGUUAGAAUGGGCACUUCACUUCCAUCUGGAGAUAGGCGACGGUUGGCAGACCUACUUCAAGAAUUUAUAGAUAUAUUCGCUUGGUCUUACCAGGAUAUGCCAGGACUGAGCACAGAGAUAGUGGAGCACAGAUUGCCCCUAAAGUCAGAAUGUAAGCCCGUUCAGCAGAAACUGAGACGGAUGAAGCCCGAAAUGCUGCUAAAGAUUAAAGAGGAGGUGAAGAAACAAUUUGAUGCAGGUUUUCUGCAAGUGGCCAAGUAUCCAGAAUGGGUAGCCAAUAUAGUCCCAGUUCCUAAGAAAGAUGGAAAAGUACGAAUGUGUGUAGACUAUCGGGAUUUGAAUAAGGCUAGCCCAAAGGAUAACUUUCCUUUACCUCAUAUCGACACACUGGUAGAUAACACAGCUAAGCAUUCGAUUUUCUCCUUUAUGGAUGGUUUCUCGGGGUAUAAUCAGAUAAAAAUGGCUGCAGAUGAUAUGGAAAAGACUACUUUUGUGACCAUGUGGGGAACUUUCUGCUACAAAGUCAUGCCUUUUGGGUUAAAGAAUGCUGGGGCAACAUAUCAAAGGGCUAUGGUAACACUCUUUCAUGACAUGAUGCAUAAAGAGAUUGAGGUGUAUGUAGACGAUAUGAUUGCAAAGUCUUGUGAGGGUGAAGAUCAUGUUACUAGCCUCAGAAAGUUAUUUGAGAGGUUAAGGAAAUUUCAGCUCAAAUUAAACCCAGCCAAGUGCACCUUUGGGGUAAAGUCAGGGAAGUUGCUAGGCUUUGUGGUCAGUGAAAGAGGAAUUGAAGUUGAUCCCGAUAAGAUACAGGCCAUCCAAAAUUUGUCACCUCCCAGCACGCCAAGAGAAGUUCGAGGUUUUCUGGGGAGAUUGAACUACAUCUCUCGGUUUAUCUCUCAGCUUACUUACAAAUGUGAUCCCAUAUUUAAGCUUCUCCGUAAGAAUAAUCCUGGGAAAUGGAACGAAGAAUGUCAAGAGGCAUUUGAUAAAAUUAAGCAGUAUUUAUCGAACCCUCCAAUAUUGGUGCCACCUGUUCCAGGAAGACCUUUAAUUCUGUACCUAACUGUAAAUGAAAAUUCAAUGGGAUGUGUGCUGGGGCAGCAAGAUGAAGCUAGCCGAAAGGAGAGAGCUACUUACUAUCUGAGUAAAAAGUUCACGGAAUAUGAAUCCAAGUAUUCUUCAUUGGAGAAAAUGUGUUGUGCAUUAGCGUGGACUGCCAAAAGACUCAGACAGUAUAUGCUUUAUCACACUACGUGGCUCAUAGCAAAAUUGGAUCCAAUUAAGUAUAUCUUCGAGAAGCCUUCUUUGUCAGGAAGAAUCGCUAGAUGGCAAGUAAUGCUCUCAGAAUAUGACAUUAUAUAUGUGAGCCAAAAAGCAAUAAAAGGAGGCGCUAUAGCAGAAUUUCUUGCAGAUCGUGCUACUGAAGAGUAUGAGCCGAUGAAGCUGGAAUUCCCUGACGAAGACUUAAUGACUAUUUCCCGACUGGAGGAAAGGGAGCAUAUGGAAAGAUGUUGGAGAAUGUACUUUGAUGGAGCUGCUAACGCCUUGGGGCAUGGAAUUGGGGCAAUUUUGAUUUCUCCAGAAGAACAAUACUAUCCUGUAACAGCGAGGUUAAAUUUUAAUUGCACAAAUAACAUCGCUGAGUAUGAGGCAUGUGUCAUGGGCCUGCAAGCUGCUAUAGAAAGAAGAGUGAAAGUACUGAAAGUAUUUGGAGACUCAGCUCUAGUCAUAUACCAGUUGAAAGGAGAAUGGGAGACGAGAGAUUCAAAACUCGUUCCGUAUCAUAAGUAUAUUCUAGAGCUGACAAAACAAUUUGAAGAUGUCCAGUUCGAUCACUUACCCCGGGAAGAGAAUGUGAUUGCUGAUGCAUUGGCUACUCUGGCCGCGAUGAUUCGAAUUAAUCAUAAUACGGACAUUCAGCCCAUCAAGUUAGAUGUUAAGGAUAUACCAGCGUAUUGUUCUAAUGUAGAGGGGAGAGAUGGAAAACCCUGGUAUUAUGACAUCUUACAGUAUGUCAAGGAUCAGCAGUAUCCAGUUCAUGCAACAGAAAAUGAUAAAAGGGUCAUCCGAAGAUUGGCUAUGAGCUUUUUCCUGGAUGGGGAUGUCCUGUACAAAAGAAGUAAAGAUCAAGUAUUAUUGAGGUGUGUAGAUGAGACUGAAGCGAAGAAAAUCAUUAAAGAGGUGCAUGAGGGAAUAUGUGGGGCACAUGCUAGUGGACAUAUGAUGGCAAGACAGAUCAUGAGAGCGGGAUAUUACUGGUUGACGAUGGAGAAUGAUUGCAUCGACUAUGCUCGUAAAUGUCAUAAAUGCCAGAUAUAUGCUGAUAAGAUCCUUGCUCCACCAUCUGCUUUACAUGUUAUGGCACCAUCAUGGCCAUUUUCAAUGUGGGGCAUGGAUGUCAUUGGUCCAAUCACUCCAAAAGCUUCUAACCGGCACAGAUUCAUUUUUGUGAUGAUAGAUUACUUCACAAAGUGGGUGGAAGCAGCAUCAUAUGCAAAUGUGACACGCUCCGUGGUUUGCAAGUUCAUAAAGAAAGAGAUCAUUUGUAGAUAUGGACUUCCGGAGAGAAUUAUUUCAGACAAUGCCAAGAAUCUAAAUAGUAAGAUGAUGCAAGAAAUAUGUGCUCAAUACAAGAUCAAGCAUCAUAACUCGGCACCUUAUCGUCCGAAAAUGAAUGGAGCAGUUGAGGCAGCCAAUAAGAACAUAAAGAGGAUUCUGGAGAAGAUGACCGAGACUUACAAAGAUUGGCAUGAGAAGUUGCCAUUUGCCUUGCUUGCAUAUCGAACGUCAGUUCGCACCUCUACUGGGGCAACCCCAUUUUCUUUGGUUUAUGGGAUGGAAGCUGUACUACCAGUGGAAGUAGAGAUCCCCUCUUUGAGAGUCUUAAAAGAAGUUGAGUUGGAAGAGGCUGAAUGGAUUCGAGAACGUUAUGAGCAGUUAAAUUUCAUAGAAGAAAAGAGAUUGACUGCACUGUGCCAUGGUCAGUUAUACCAAAGAAGAAUGAUGAGGGCUCAUGAUAAGAAGACUCGGCCUCGUUGCUUUCGAGAAGGAGAGUUGGUUUUGAAAAGAAUUCUCCCAAUCCAGCACGAUAGUAGAGGAAAAUGGACUCCGAAUUGGGAAGGGCCGUAUGUGGUGAAACGGGCUUUUUCGGGUGGAGCAUUGAUACUGACUGAGAUGGAUGGAAACGAUUUACCCCAUCCUGUAAAUUCUGAUGCUGUGAAGAAAUACUAUGCUUGA